AUGCCCCUCCGAAUCCUUGAAGGAGAACCCCCGUCGCCCCCCGCCUGGGGCACCCUCCCACUGGACAUCUACCUCCUCUCAGAAUGGGAUACUUCGCAUUCAUCUUACCUCACAGAGGCUUCGCAGCACCCCGUCCCUGAGUCCCCCUCUGGCCGGCGUAGUCGGCUUAUUCACAAAUUCCUUGCGCUGGGGAGUGCGGGACGACUUUGUCUCCGUCUCUGCUACGACGCAGACAAAGAAGAGGCGCAUAAGUUCCUAUGGUCACAGAACUUGGACGCAGCUUUCGUCUGGCCUGACAGCAUCAUCUUCAACGAUAAAGAGCUUUUCGGCGGCGAGGAAAUAAACCUGGCGAGGUUCUUAGAAACUUUUCCGGAGAGGGUCACAAAUGUGGGGUCAGUUGCACAUGUUGAGGAUCGUGAGACAAUUCUUAGGGAUACUUUAAGGAGGAUUCAAGAAGAUGGAGGGAAUACUGAAGCUGAAGGGGAGGACGGAGUCUCUGAAGAAGACAAGAACCCGCUGCUUCAAUAUGGAGACUAUCACGCUGCUUGUGUCGUGACACAUAUGCACUGGAGGACGGACGACGAAGGAAGGGACUAUGAAUUUGAUGGCACGUGGAAGGAGGGCAAUUGGAAGGAGGAUCUUGUGAGCGGGAAGGGAGAGCUCGGGGCUGCUUAUUGCGAAGGAGGUGUUAGGGGGCCCGCCCUCUGA
Molecule: messenger RNA, 708 nt
Organism: Aspergillus lentulus
Lineage: Eukaryota; Fungi; Ascomycota; Eurotiomycetes; Eurotiales; Aspergillaceae
Source: RefSeq, a predicted model, not a curated record